Ceratitis capitata (Mediterranean fruit fly) is the source of this 2623-nucleotide messenger RNA. RefSeq names its product zinc finger protein 12-like. The coding region runs from base 139 to 2403 and encodes 754 amino acids. Gene Ontology annotation, cellular component: nucleus. The transcript is spliced from 6 exons. NCBI's taxonomy places the organism in Eukaryota, Metazoa, Arthropoda, Insecta, Diptera, Tephritidae. The record is from RefSeq and is a predicted model, not a curated record.
UCUACUUUUUCCGCCAUUUUUAUUUUAAAGUACAUCAUAUUAAAAUGUGGUUCAUACUGAAAUUUGUAUAAGAGUCAUGAACAUAAACGGCAUUACUGCAUCCAAGAUAUUUGACUGGAUAAAUUAGUAAGACUUGAAAUGAGCAACGAAAAUAUCUUGGCUGAGCUUAAACCAUGUGGUUAUAUAUUGGCUACAAGCCAAUACAAGUUUUUCGGAUUAAAAUGUCUUUAUUGCGAUAAAAAAUAUGGUUACUGGACCAUGUUUUUGCAACAUUUAAAGGACUUCCACAUAGACAAUCAGUCUGAGACCCAAUGGCUGUUUGAUUGUGCUGAAGAAACACUGGAUCCAGAUUCGGAAAAUGUUGAAUGUUCAACUCAAUGUGAUAGAUUAACAGAUAUAUUUGCAAAGGAAGAUGUCAUGCCAUCUACCAAUAUUUUCGAUAUAGAGGACGUAUUAAUUGAAAAAGAUGUCAAUGACAGAACGAAUACCAAAGUUGCUGUAGAAAAAUCUGUAUUUUCAAUAAGCGAAGUAAUGAAUGAGAAUUUGGACGACUCAUUGCACGACUUUACAGAUUUCACGGAAGCAUUACCACAUGCAUGCCAAAAUUUUACAAAACUUCAUAUUGAUUUAAAAGAGGAAAAUUACAUAACUCAGAAGUUUAUUGAAAUAUAUAAAAAAUUUUCACAUCUUUGGCGCUUAGAACAAGUUAUUUCGAAUGAAGAUAACGCACAAAGUCAAGAUAUGCACGAUAUGCGGAAAUGCCUUUCCGAAGAAAAUAUUCGAAUUUCGACGGAAAUUUUAGAAGAAGCCCUAAAUCAAGUACACCUUCAAUACCGUACUAUAGCCAGUAGGUUAGAAGAAGGUAUAGAAAUUUCUGAUAUUGAAGAGAAAUAUUACGACAUGUGUUCAUUUUUGAAAACGAGUAAUGAGUUAUCUGAGGCUAAUUAUGAUAGUGAAAGUGGCGAAACAAUUAGUGAUAGCAAUGAUAAUAAGUUUACAUUGGAAAAUUAUAGUAUCGAAGAUUCCCAAAAUGGUUUUGACAUAAUGGAUGGUGAAGCUUUUCAAAAUAGUUUGAUCGAUAGACAAUCACUUGUAAAAUUUUCAACACGUAAUAAGAUUACAUCUGAUUUCAUACAAUGUUUGCAUGAUCAGCCUUGCUUAUGGGAUCCGCAAGCUUCUGCAUGUAAUGACUCAAACUUGCACUCAAAAGCUAUAAAAAAAUUGCAGGACUUUUUUCAAAACAACUAUAAUCUGCGACUUACCGAAAGAAAAAUUAAUUCUGAAAUAAAUCGUGUAUACAAGUUUUACAAAAGAUGUCUAUGUGCACGACAAAGCCUUAAUCCCAAUCGCAAAUAUUAUUUUGAACGCUGCGAAUUUCUGGCUCUUGCAGAAUUGGAGGAUGUGUCUGUUAAACGUAGGCACCUACAAGGGAAAAUCUCAUUCUCCGUAAUGGAUGAAUUUACACUUGGCUUUAUCGACUUCUGCGCCAUGCAUCCUGUCUUGUGGGAUAGAACACAUUCUCAGUAUUCUAUUUUGAAUGCACGUAAAGUGGCUUAUGAGGAAAUUACAAAAAAUUUACUACAGAUCUACAAUGUAGAAUUCAGUAAUGAUGAAAUUUAUCAUUCCAUAUCACGACUGAAACGUCAUUAUAAGAUCUUGCAAUGUAAAAAACAACUAAAUGAAUCGAUGGCACCAUACGAGUUAGAAUUAUUUGAGCGCUGUAGCUUUCUGGAAAACUCGAAUAACUUACAAUGUGAUAUAUGUGGAAAAAUAUUUCGUAGCUAUUCAACACUACAAACACAUUUGUUAAAAUCGCAUAGUAUUGGCGAGCUACCAAUUAAAUGUGACUAUUGUGAACAACGUUUUGCUCACCCAAGUUUGAAAAAAGAGCAUGAGGUACGCGCACAUACAAAAGAAUUCGAAUGGUUCUGUCCAUAUUGUAGUAAGGGCUUUGCAAAUCGCCGUGAUAUGGAAAUGCAUCAAAUGGUACACACUGGUGAGCAUAAAAGUGUUUGUGAACAUUGUGGCAAGGGUUUUCGACUGAAAAAUCAAAUGACGGAGCAUGUAAAGGUUAUCCAUGAACGUUUGCGACGUUUCAAGUGUACCAUGUGUCCUAAAGAUUUCGUACGCAAACGUCAGCUCGACGAUCAUAUACGUGCUCAUUUAAAUAUACGUGAUAAAAUCUGCGAUAUAUGUGGAAAAGGAUUUACAAAUACACAUGGACUAUUUCGGCACAAACAAUUACAUUCGGAUAUUAAGAAAUAUGAAUGCAAAGUAUGCGGCGACCGAUUUUAUCGACUAUGCGAUUUGUAUUCUCAUAGAAAACGAAAACACGAGGCCGUACCGAAACAGAAAAAUAAUGCAUCGCAAGAGGAGGAGGACGAUGCAAAUGCUUUCUUGUGAAUAAAGCAAUUUGGUCAAUUCCAUGCUUACACUUGUGUCACUCACGACAUACAUUCUACAUUGAAGGCUUCAUAAUUCAACCGUUUACUUACUACAAAGCAUCUAUAAUAAUUUGUACUUCUGCGUAAGUUAAAUUAUGAUUACAUCUAUUUAAGUGUAAUACUUAUACAUAGGAUAUUGGAUUAGUAUUAAAAUAAGUUAACUUUUGUACCGCCAACGA